AUGCUUUACCUUGAAGGUCGAGCUCUCUUCACAGCCAUCACAUCCAUAACCUGUCUCGGAUUCCUCCUCAUCGGAUACGACAAUGGAUUAAUGGGAGGACUCGUCAAUUCCACCGGAUUCAAAAACACCUUCGAAAACCCCUCACCCACCAUCACCGGCCUCAUCGUCGCCAUAUAUGAAAUAGGAUGUUUCCUCGGAAGCAUCGCUACAUCCAUCUUCGGAGAAGACAUAGGAAGGAAGAAAUCCAUCGAGAUAGGAGUACUAAUUAUGAUUACGGGUGCAUUGCUACAAGCAACCGCCUACUCAAGAACGCAUAUCAUCAUUGCGCGAGUAAUAUCUGGAAUCGGAAUGGGCUUUAUUAAUAGCACGGUUCCAGUAUUCCAAGCAGAGUUCAGUCCGAAAGCUACAAGAGGUUUAUAUGUCUGCAUGCAACUCUCGACUCUAAAUUUCGGUAUAUUUCUAGCAUAUUGGAUCGAUUACGCCUUCACCCAAUCAUUCAACACAUCAAUUUCCUGGAGAAUCCCCACAAUACUACAAUGUAUAUUCCUCCUCCCCAUGCUAAUACUCCUUUCCAUCGUCCCAGAAUCUCCGCGCUGGCUCGCUGCUCACUCGAGACCCGACGAAUCACUAACGGUCCUCACACGAUUACAUACUCACCACAUGUCCCCCGACGACAUAUAUUCCCUCCACACCACCAUCACGCAAGCCUGCGCCUACGAAACCUCACUAGCUACUGGCUCCCGCACCUGGAGCACCCUCUUCCGCCCCGACGCCCUCCACUCCCCCCGCCGAUUCCUCCUCGCCUGCGCCAUCCAAUCUUUCCAACAGCUUAGCGGCAUCAACGCACUAAUUUACUAUUCCCCCACCCUCUUCUCCACCUCUCUAAAUUUUUCUCCCCGACUCAGCGCACUCAUGUCCGGAUUCCUACAGACGUGGUUUUUCCUCGCGAGUUUUAUUCCCUGGUUACUCAUCGAUCGGAUCGGUCGUCGUCCGCUGCUUUUAUCGAUGAUUUCCCUUAUGGCGGCUGUUAUGUUGGUUCAGACGGGUUUGAUCUAUAAUGUGCAGUAUAAGACGCCGAUUGCGAAGGCGUGUGGGGUGGGGGCUGCGGUUAUGCUUUUUGUUUUUGAGGGGGCGUUCACGGUGGGGUUUCAGGCUACGGAUAUCGAUAAGCUCUUCACAAGUAACGAACUCUUCACGAGUAACAGCUUCUUUAUACGAAGAAACAGAAACAGAGAAAGAAACGACGAAGAAAUCCAUCCAGAAAUCUCUCCAGAAAUCCCUCCAGAAGCCCCUAUAAACGUGAGUGGUAGCGAAAAUACACCCAACUCGAAGCAAUUCCAAGACGACAUAUGCAUUGCACAGCCGUGA
This is a messenger RNA of Sclerotinia borealis F-4128, 1368 nucleotides long. The record is from the annotation of a GenBank genome assembly. Lineage: Eukaryota; Fungi; Ascomycota; Leotiomycetes; Helotiales; Sclerotiniaceae.